GCGCGGUCGCAAUAUGCCUCAACUUGUCCCCUCCCCCGCGGACUGCCUGGCUUGAGAUGAGUGGAAGAUGUCGGUUUCGGGUCUGAAGGCCGAAUUGAAGUUUUUGGAGUCAAUUUUUGACCCAAACCACGAACGUUUCAGAAUUAUCGAUUGGAAGCCUGAUGAGCUUAGUUGUCAGUUUAAUGUAACCGGUGAAAAACUCCUGAUUAUACAUUGCAACAUCACGGAGUCAUACCCCUCUAUACCCCCAAUCUGGUUUGUUGACUCUGAUGACCCAAGUCUGACAGAGGUGUUGGAGCGCCUGGAAGAUGUCAGAAAGGGCACCUCUCUGCUCCUACAGCAGCUAAAGCGUCUCAUCUGUGACCUGUGUCGGCUGUACAACCUGCCACAGCACCCAGAUGUUGAGAUGCUAGAUCAGCCACUCCCUGCUGGGCCCAUCAACCCAGAGCGCAAGCAUGGACCAGCGGAUGAAGUGACAUCCGAGGAGGAGGAUGAAGAAGAAAUGGGCGAGCAGGACAUUGAAGACUUGGACCACUAUGAGAUGAAGGAAGAGGAGCCAGUGGACGGGAAGAAGUCAGAGGAUGACGGAAUAGAGAAGGAGAACCUGGCCAUCCUUGAGAAGAUCCGUAAGAACCAGAGGCAGGACCACUUGAACGUAAGUGCUCAUUCGGGUGCCGUCUCUGGUUCCGUUCAGGCCUCCGAUCGUCUCAUGAAGGAACUCAGGGAGAUCUACAGAUCACAGAGUUACAAGACAGGUAUUUAUUCAGUGGAGCUAGUCAAUGACAGCCUUUAUGAAUGGCACGUCAAAAUAAGAACGGUAGAUCCAGAUAGUCCGUUACAUAGUGACUUGCAAGUUAUGAAGGAGAAGGAAGGGGUGGACUACAUUCUGCUCAGUUUCUCAUAUAAAGAUAACUUUCCUUUUGACCCACCGUUCGUACGGGUCGUCUCUCCUGUGCUGUCUGGCGGUUACGUUCUUGGCGGAGGGGCCUUGUGUAUGGAACUUCUCACAAAACAGGGCUGGAGCAGUGCCUAUUCCAUAGAGUCUGUGAUCAUGCAGAUCAAUGCCACUUUAGUCAAAGGAAAAGCCAGAGUGCAGUUUGGAGCCAAUAAGAACCAGUACAACCUUGCCAGAGCACAACAGUCAUACAAAUCCCUGGUCCAGAUUCACGAAAAGAAUGGCUGGUACACACCUCCUAAAGAAGACGGCUAAAGAAGGCACUCCUCAUACUCACUGGGAACAGAAUAAUGUCUUUGGGUCAAAAACUUUUUUUUUUUUUUUUUUUUUUUUGAGAAGGGGGGGGACUAUUUUCUCCCUUCUGACUUAUCAGGAGUAAGUAAAUAAUUUUUCUCCUGGAAACCAACUGACAAAAUUCUUCCAUCUCGCCUGUCGUCGUCGUCGGCGGCGGCUCAGUUGACCAGUAUCUCUGCCUGGUCCAACAAUAGGCUAGCCCCCCGUCCCCGUCGCUAGCCCCCGUUGUCACUCCACUUCCUCUGAGGGCCGUGUUUGUGGAGACUGAGGGCAUCGUGCACAUCUUUUUUUUUUCUCUACACAGAAAGGUUCUUGUUUUCCCUUCUCUUAAAAAUGUGGAGAAUGUUUUUUUUUUUCUUCUGUACAUACGCUGGUGUGACAACAUGGGCUUGACAUAAAAUCACCAUCUGUUUCUCCUGGGAGAGAGAGACAGAACACUGAUGUUCUGACAAGACGAGAGCUAGUUGGUUUGUUCGUAGCCAUGUCCUUCUCUGUUUUUAGUGUGACUCUGUCAGCUCUUACCUUACAGCCACGGCAUGGUCAGUGGGAUUUAACUGAAAGCUCUGUGGUGACCGUUUGAAUUUAAAGCGAAGAAGAAGAUGAUGAUGAGGAUGAUGUUUCAGUGAUGUCAUCUUUCGUGACACUGCUCCUUAUUCCUCCACACUUUGUGUAAUAUUUACUGGUACAAAUUGCAGGCAUUGUUAAAAUAUUAUACGCUUAAAAUUGUAAUUGUACUUGCUGGCUUGUUUAAUGUCCCAUGAGCCAGAUUGGUGACAAAAUGGUGUGUGACUAGGAUGCAGGAGGGACUUUAAACGGAGUCUAAGGUUCUGUCCUAAAUAACGUCCUUUUCCCUAUACACUACACUACCUUUGACCAGGGCCCUAUGGGAAUACAAACAGAAUGUUGACCAAGCUUUGCUUUAUUUCUAAGAGCAUCUCUGCUAUGGAUUUCAGAUAAAUGGUUGGGCAAAAGCAGUAAACUAUGUAGCCCAGGGCUGCCCAACCCUUUUCCUGGAGAUCUACUGUCCUGUAGAUUAUCAGUCAAACCCUCUUCCUGGAGAUCUACUGUCCUGUAGGUUCAGACCAACCCACUUCCUGGAGAUCUACUGUCCUG
Messenger RNA from Oncorhynchus tshawytscha (Chinook salmon), 2362 nucleotides. Its product is annotated as ubiquitin-conjugating enzyme E2 Q2. Lineage: Eukaryota; Metazoa; Chordata; Actinopteri; Salmoniformes; Salmonidae. The record is from RefSeq and is a predicted model, not a curated record. The coding region runs from base 68 to 1210 and encodes 380 amino acids. The transcript is spliced from 14 exons.